Pelobates fuscus (common spadefoot toad) is the source of this 1921-nucleotide messenger RNA. Its product is annotated as cathepsin E-like. The transcript is spliced from 9 exons. NCBI's taxonomy places the organism in Eukaryota, Metazoa, Chordata, Amphibia, Anura, Pelobatidae. The coding region runs from base 36 to 1250 and encodes 404 amino acids. Gene Ontology annotation, molecular function: aspartic-type endopeptidase activity. The record is from RefSeq and is a predicted model, not a curated record. Gene Ontology annotation, biological process: proteolysis.
UCUCCCGUUAAAGCAGACUAGAUACACUAGGUACAAUGAAGCUCCUGCUGGCAUUUGUGUUCUGUACUCAAAUCAAUUACAUCACAUCAAUAACGAGAAUUCCUCUGAAGAAAUUCAAGUCAAUCCGAUACCAACUCCGGCAAAAGGAUGAGUUGGAAGAAUUUUGGUUGCACCACAAACCUCACGUUUUUGCCCAAAAGUAUACUGAGUGCUUUCCCUCAACCUUGUCAUUAGUAAGUGGGUUGACGUCAGAAUAUCUUUUCGACUAUAUGAAUGCCCAGUACUACGGUGAGAUUAGCGUUGGAACCCCACCUCAGAACUUUACCGUGAUAUUUGACACCGGCUCUUCAAAUUUCUGGAUUCCAUCCUCUUAUUGCGCCAGUGAAGCCUGUGAAGUACAUAAGAAGUUUAAAUCCUACAAAUCUACAUCCUACGUGCAUGGAGGAAAGUCAUUUUCUAUCCAUUAUGGCACUGGACAGCUUGUUGGCAUAACAGGCAAAGAUACACUGCGGAUCAGUAACAUGACCAUCGUGGCUCAGGACUUUGGCCAAUCGGUUGUUGAGCCGGGGCAGACGUUUGUCCAUGGCCAGUUUGAUGGGGUGCUGGGCCUGGCAUACCCUGCGCUCGCUGUUGCUAAUGCUACACCAGUAUUCGACCAGAUCGUAAAGGAAAACCUUGUGUCCCAGGAAAUAUUCUCCUUCCAUUUGGUCAAAGAUGCAGAUUCUCACUAUGGAGGAGAACUGAUAUUUGGGGGAGUAGACAAUUCCCUGUUUAAAGGCCCACUUCACUGGGUUCCCGUCACUGAGAAAAGAUACUGGCAGAUUAGGAUAAAAAACAUUAAAGUCCAGGGCAAAGUACAAUUCUGCCACAAUGGCUGUGAAGCUAUUGUUGACUCGGGGACAUCUCUCAUUACUGGUCCAAGUCUUCAAAUACAACAACUGCAGAACUUAAUGGGAGCAUCGCCCGCCUUAUAUGGAGAAUAUAUUUUGGAUUGCGCACAGAUUUCCAGACUCCCAAGUAUAACAUUCACUAUAGGAAACAGGGAUUACACAUUAACACCCGAUCAGUAUAUAAUCCAGGAAAGAACAAGUAUUUCAUCUUUGUGCUUGACCGGAUUUCAACCCAUGGAUAUCUCAACAAGCCAUGGACCCCUUUGGAUACUAGGAGACAUCUUUAUGUCAAAGUUUUACUGUGUGUUUGAUCGAAAACAUGACAGAAUUGGAUUUGGUAAAUCGGUGAGAAGGGACUAAAAGCGCUACAUCUUGUCAACCCCUACAACUGGUGCAAUGUACAAUAAGUAUUCCCCGCAAGGCUUGGGAUUCCAGCAAAGGUGGAAGCAAUUACUAAAAAUACAAACGUAUAUAAACCUUUAGACAAGCAUUGUUAUGAUUUGCUCAUUUUUGGAAAGGAUAUACGUACGUCCGGUAUUAUUUCUACAUUUUAGAUAUAUAUUGUUAGGUAAUUAUCUAGUAUUGCCCGUCACUGGUAAGAUAGUCCAGAAAUCCAUAUUUUGACGUUUGGCAUUAGCCCUCCAGUGUCCUGCUUCUUCAAAGUACAAGAUUAAAACAGCUAAAUAGUAGAAUAUUAUAUAUUCUAGGCAUACAUUACAUAGUUGUCUGGGUGAGUAUGUGACAGAUGGAAUCAACAUAGCGUUCUUUAUCUGGAAAGAUGAAUUCUGGAAUGUGGGUGUGUAUCAAGAGGAAAGAAGAAGUGAUGUGUCCUUAUAUGGCCAGAGUUUUAGCUAAAAGUUAUGACUCCAUUAUAGUCAUAGCUAUAUAGUUCUGUUGUCUGUCUGUCUUGACUUUCAAGACAAAAGAUUCUCCCGUCCAAAGUCCAGCAAUUAACAUCUCCUGUUUAAUAUCCGUGAUCUAUCAUCCAUUUUGUUACAUAUUAGUAUUUGUAAGCGAAUUAAACUUAGAGA